CUGCCUUGGCUUGUGGCUCCUCUGGUGCGUUCGUCCUGGGCAGUACCAUGCUGCGGCAGAUCCUGCAUGAUAUGUACGUCGACCCGGGGGUCCUGGCCGAGCUCAGCGAUGUGCAGAAGCACAUCCUGUUCUACAAGAUGCGAGAGGAGCAGCUGCGGCGCUGGAGGGAGCGGGAGGCAUGGGACGCCCUGGCGGAGGCGGACGGCCUCCGGCCCCCCAAGGCCAAGCGCGCGAGCAGCAAGCACAUCCAGUGGCUGCAGGGGGCCGACGGCAAGGUCUGGGUCUGGGUCAUGGGAGAAGGCCCCGGUGACAAGCCCUAUGAAGAGAUCUCCGAGGAGCUGAUUGCAAAGAGAGCACGGCUUCAAGCUCAAAAGGAGGCGGAGGAGCUCUGGAGACAGAAGGAGGCAGAGAUCACCAAGAAGUUCCGGGACGCCCUGGCCAAUGAGAAAGCCCGGAUCCUGGCUGAGAAGUGGAAAGUAGAGAUGGAGGACCGCAGAGCUGCCAAAAUCCUGGAGGAACGCAUUCACGAGGAAUUCAAGAGGAAAGAAGAAGAAGAAAGGAAGCGAGGAGAAGAGCAGAUUCGCCUCCAGGAGGAGCGAAGGGCCGAGGAACUCUACUGGACCCUGAAACAGAGCCAGCUGCACUACCAAGCCAGCGAGAAGGAAGAGCGCGAGUGGGAAGAGCAGUUACGCAGGAUCAAGGCAGCUGAUGAGGAGAGGAGCCGCCGAGCCCGGUGUGCCCGGGAGGAGUCCCGACGCCACUCGCUCCGCGCCAUCCAGAAGGGCACAGUCGCCGGCCUCAGCUCCAUGUUCCAGGAGCUUGGCCAGAACCACGAGCAAGAUGCCAGGUUCUGUCCCCAAGUUCCAGACUCCUGUCCACCAGCCCCAGUAGUACCUGACAGCAGGACGUGGGAGCGUCCGCUGCGUCCCCUCUGCAGAGACGUCAUCGUGCGCUGGUUCAAGGAGGAGCAGCUGCCUCGCCGAGCUGGAUUUGAGAGGAACACCAAGUCCAUCGCCCCCUGGUUCCAUGGGAUUAUUAGCCGAGAAAAUGCAGAAGAUCUCUUGGAGAACAUGACUGAGGGGGCAUUUCUGGUUCGGGUCAGUGAGAAAAUCUGGGGGUACACCCUGUCCUACCGUCUGCAGAAAGGCUUCAAGCACUUCCUGGUGGAUGCUUCUGGGGACUUUUACAGCUUCCUGGGAGUGGACCCCAGCCGCCACGCCACGCUCACGGAUCUCAUUGAUUUCCACAAGGAAGAAAUCAUCACUGUGUCUGGGGGAGAGUUGCUACAGGAACCCUGUGGUCAGAGGGACAGUCCACCAGACUACCACCUGUUGUUUGAAUGA
This is a messenger RNA of Jaculus jaculus (lesser Egyptian jerboa), 1343 nucleotides long. RefSeq names its product SH2 domain containing 4B (gene Sh2d4b). The record is from RefSeq and is a predicted model, not a curated record. Lineage: Eukaryota; Metazoa; Chordata; Mammalia; Rodentia; Dipodidae. Gene Ontology annotation, cellular component: cytoplasm. The transcript is spliced from 8 exons. Bases 48 to 1343 code for a protein of 431 amino acids.